UAUAAUAUUGUGAGCUUUCUUUAGUCUUUUUCUUCUUAUAUUCUAAGCUUUCUAACAUCAUUCACAAAUCAAAGAGCUUACGCUCCUUGUACUUUGAAAAUCCUGCACAUAGUCGGGUUCCGCAGAAUGUAACCAAACAAAAAUAAACAGAAUUAACCAUCGCUGCAAUGUGUCCACAGUUAAGCAGCGCCGGAACAGCCAGAGCUUUCUCUCAAAUGGGGUUCACUAAGCGGCCCCCAAAAGUCUCUGCACGAAAUUGUUAUCCUGUGAGCACCAAGCUAGCAAGUGAAGAAGUGGAGAAGAGCAUUUACUCUCUUCUUACCCUGGACCGUUGGGGUUCACUCAAUCAUAUGAGGUAUAAGAUGGCUUCACUAAGACCAGUUCAUGGGAAAAUGGCUUUAAAAUUCUUGAAUUGGUUUAUUAAGCAACCUGGUUUGGAGUUCACUCAUAUUAUUCAUAUGUAUGGUAUCACAACUCACAUACUUGUUAGAGCUAGAAUGCAUAACUAUGUUAAGUCAAUUUUAGGGCAUAUAGCUGACAUGGGUGUUGGGUCAAGUUCUGUUUUUAGUGCUCUUAUGGAUACGUAUCGCAUUUGCAGUUCAAACCCUUCUGUUUUUGAUAUCUUAAUUAGGGUUUAUGUGAGAAAAGGUGAACUUAAAGAUGCUCUUCAGGUGUUUAAUUUGAUGAGUUCUCGAUCGUUUAAACCGUCGGUUUACACUUGUAAUAUGGUGCUAGCAGCAAUGGGGAAGCAGGGAAGUGCUGAGUCUGUAUGGUCGUUUUUUAAAGAAAUGCUUGCUAAUCGUAUUUGUCCCAAUGUUGGUACGUUUAAUAUACUUUUACAAGUUCUUUGUGCAAAAGGGAAGGUUGAGAGAGCAAGUUGUUUGCUUGAAAAGAUGGUAGAGAGUGGUUAUAACCCUGAUGUGGUUACUUAUAAUACUUUGCUUAAUUGGUAUUGCAAGAAGGGAAGGUAUAAAGCAGCUUUGGAACUGAUUGAUUGCAUGAAUUCCAAGGGUCUUGAAGCUGAUGUUUGUACAUACAAUAUGUUUAUAGAUGACUUAUGCAGGAAGAACAGGAGUGCUAAAGGCUAUUUAGUAUUGAGGAAGAUGAGGAAGAGAUUGAUUGUUCCAAAUCAUAUUACCUAUAAUACUCUUGUUAACGGGUUUGUGAAAGAGGGGAAGAUUGACGCUGCAAUGAAGAUUUUUCAUGAGAUGUUGAAGCUUAAUCUUUCACCAAAUUGUAUCACUUACAAUGCUUUGAUUGAUGGGCAAUGUCGAGCAGGCAAUCUAAAAGAGGCUCAAGAAAUACUGAUUGAAAUGGAAACAAGAGGUCUGCAGCCUGAUGAAGUUAGUUAUGGGGCUCUCUUGAAUGGUUUCUGCAAGCAUGGCAUAUUGGAUUCUGCAAGAGAUAUUCUCAAGAAGAUGAAGCUGAGAGGAUUAUCUCUCAAUCAGCAUGCAUAUACAAUGUUAUUAGAAGGGAUAUGCAAAAUGGGGUGUCUAGGAGAAGUUGUACCGUUACUUGAGGAUAUGUUUGAGAGUGGUAUAUGUCUUGAUGUUGUUGCAUACUCGGUACUUCUAAAUGGAUUUUGUAAAGCUGGAAUGCUAAAUACAGCAAUGGAAAUAUUAUGUAGGAUGUACAAGUUUGGAGUUUUCCCAAAUGAUGUAGUAUACUCUACUUUGAUCUACAACUUUUGCAAGCAACAUAAUGUCCUAAAAGCAAUGAGAGUCUAUGCAAUGAUGCAUAAAACAGGCCAUACUCCUGACGCUUUCAUUUGCAACACACUGAUAUCUUCUCUUUGUACAGGUGGAAGAGUAAGAGAGGCAGAGGAUUUCAUGCGUCACAUGUAUACGAUUGAUCUUGUUCCCAAUUCUGCUGCUUUUACUUCUGUUAUUGAUUGCUAUGGAAAUGUAGGUGAAGGGUUAAAAGCAUUAUCCUGGUUUGACGAAAUGAUUAACUUGGGUAGACAGCCUAGCUUUUACACCUAUGCAAGCUUACUAAAGGGAAUAUGCAGAGGAGGAAACCUUACAGAGGCGCUUGGAUUAUUUGAUAGGCUCCGUGGAAUUUAUUGUGCGACAGAUGUUGUUGUCUACAACUCAUUGCUGGCUGAGAUCUGUAAGUUAGGCCACUUCCACAUGGCAUUAAUCCUUAUCAACGAGAUGGUUCAGAUUAAUGUGCUCCCAGAUAGUCAUACCUACACCAGUCUCGUAGCUGGCUUGUGUCGGAAGGAUAAGUUGGUCACUGCAAUUCUUAUAUUGGAAAGAGCAUUGAGUAGAGGAGACCCCUCUUCAAACCGGGUCAUGUAUACAUGUAUUAUUGAUGGACUUUUCAAGAGUGGCUUGCCUAAGGUUGCCAGUUACUUCUUUGAUGAGAUGACAUGGAAAGGUCUUACCCCAGAUACCGUGGCACUGAAUGUGGUGAUGGAUGGUUACUCAAAACAUGGACAAAUUGAUAAGGCGAGUAGUUUCUUUUCUACAACGAGAGAGAGAAGUGAAAUGCCUUCCUUGGCUACAUAUAAUAUUUUAUUACGAGGCUAUUCGAGACAGAAGAACAUAUCCGAGUGCUCUAAGUUAUAUCAGUCACUUAGAGAAAAAGGUCUCACUCCAGAUAAAUUAACAUGCCAUUAUGUGACUCUUGGACUCUGUGAGUCGAGUCUGCUGGAUAUUGGGGUUAAAUUUGUGAUAAAGAUGAUCUUGGGGGGAAUAGUGGCAGAUAAAUUCACAUUCAACAUGAUUAUCAGUAAAUAUUGUGAAAGGGGUGAGAUGAAGCAGGCCCUUGAUCUUCUUUCUUUAAUGACUACCUUAGGUGUUUCUCCUGAUGGAGACACUUACAAUUUGAUAUUUAAGGGACUGAAAAGAACAUUGGACUUCCAAAAUUCACAUCGUCUCUUGCAUAAAAUGAUCGAAGAGGGUUUUGUCCCAGUUGACAGACAAUACUGCAAUUUAAUCACUAGUAUGUGUAAAGUUGGAGAUGUAAAAGGAGCAUUCAAACUAAAAGAUGAAAUGGAGUUAUUAGGUGUUAGCUCUCGUACUAUAGCUGAGGGUGCAAUUAUAAGGGGGCUUGUGCGUCGUGGGAAGAUGGAGGAAGCAAUGCUGGUACUUGAAUGUAUGCUACGGGUGCAUCUACUUCCAACCGUUGCCACAUUCACAACAGUUAUGCAUGGACUUUGCAAAAGUUCUAAGUCUUGUGAGGCCCUAAAAUUGAAAACUACAAUGGAGCUUCAUGGUGGAAAGCCAGAUGUUAUUGCUUACAAUGUCCUCAUAACAGGCCUUUGUGCUGGUGGUUAUAUUGAUGAUGCAUAUGAUCUCUAUGAGGAGCUGAAAGAGAGGGGUAUGUGUCCCAAUAUUACAACCUUCACGGUUCUUCUCAAUGCAUUUUGUUCUGGGAAUGAUCUUGCAAAGGGUGAAAAUCUUUUAAAUGAUCUGCAAGAGAGAGGACUGGAAGGUGAAUUUUCAAAUACCCAAGCAUUAUGUGAAAGAUUGACAAUCAUGAAGGAAAAGCUAAAUGCUUUAAGAAAGAAGAAAAAGAAAAGAAGAUAAGUAUAUUGCUAUAGAAAGAUAACACUGGGAACAUUUAUCUAGCUUGCUGGAAAUAAUAUCUUCAUAGGGGUCUCAUGGCUUAAACUAGCUUCAAUGGUUGAGAUCAGGUCUAUCUGAGACAUCUGCUGGAACUUUGGACACUUCUACCAUUUGAAGUGUAUCUCUAUGUUCGGUGUCCUUUAAGAUAUCUUUCGUACAAGGUGGAUAUGAGGAUAUCGCUGCUCACAAAGUGGUCAACUGUGUAUCUGACACUGAUCUGUCUGAAUAGUAUUUGACAUUCUUGAUUUGUUUAUUCUGUUUGAUGGCCCAGGUCUAUCUACUUAUGUGCUCUACAUUGAAGUGCAUUUCGUUAUCUAGCAAGACCACUAGAUUGAAGUGUUGCAAAUCACACCGAAGCUUGUUUCUUCAAUAUUUACUGUUAUCUGGAAAAAAUGCGAACAAAUCCUGCCUCCACCUAACUUUCUGAAGAAGAGAUAAGGUAUUGUUUCAAUGGUUGAUCACAAUCCUAUUCAAUUGUAUCUUUUGCCCUUCCUUGUUAUUUGUUGGAAACUGAAGUCAGAAAUAGCUUUCAGAAACCAAGUGCCUUGCUGCUAGGUGUCGGUGAUCAGGUAUUUGACAGUUUAUUGACCUGAUAUGUCUACUUGUGACAAGCUGUUUCUUGACACUUCUUUUUCAACACCUCAAUAAAGAGGCAGAAAUCAUAUGAAAUGAUGUGUAUGUAUCAUCAGGAAACCAUCUAUGGACUCAAAUUCCCUUUGGAGACUGCAUUCUUCAGACUAUUUGAAACCAGUUUGUAACGUAUUUCCUCUUUUAAGUUGGUCUUUUCUUUGUAUCCAAACAACAUUCUAAUAACUGUAAAUUUCUACUGUUCUCAAGGGUUAUCAACUCUGCUUUCACCUUGGACUGGUUGAAGUAUAGGACUUGGACGCUAGAAAUGCUGAUCCUAAAGGUGAUCAUUUACAUUUAUCAACUCCAGCUUGUACUCCACUUGCUGGAAGAUGAACUCAGUAGCAGAUCGACGAGUUCUCCAACAGUUUUCUGAGACCUAUCAUAUCCGCAAACUCACAAUAAAGCAUCUCCCUGAUAUACGCUGUACCACAACAUCUUUAACAUAUAUGAACCUGAUAAUGAAGGCAGACAGCCAGUUGAUGCUGUGGGUCAUCUACCUGCAGCCAGCAGGGGCGGGCCUACAUUGGUUCAAGUGGGUUCAUAUGAACCCACUAAAACAAGUGUGACCCUUACCCAAGUGGUGAAGAGGGUUCAAAUUUCCCAGCCAAUCUGAGUUCGAAUCCCUAUAGCCACAUUUUAGUUUACAUCUUGAACGCACUUCGUGAAAAUUCUGGGUCCGCCACUGGCAGCCAGUAUUUUGAAGAACUCAGAGGAGUCUGGCAGAGAGAUGACACGUGCAGUGCUCAUUUCAUUAGCUCCUUUUCUUUCUGUAGAAGAAGAUCUCCUCCUUGUUCGCAUGGCAGACAAAAGAUGUAAAUAAUAACUGAAAAACAUGUUUAUUGCGCUAGUGAUGAUGGUGGAUGACAAUAUUGAUUAACAAUGGCUAUUGAUCGUAUUAGUUGCUGGUCAAUGAUUGUAAUGAUUGAUAGUGAUAAUGAUGAUUGGUGAUAUAUAAUCAUGGCUGAUGGUGAUAAUUGUCGAUAGUAAUGGAUGAUCGUUAAUGAUAGUUGGUAGUAUUA
Molecule: messenger RNA, 5221 nt
Organism: Solanum lycopersicum (tomato)
Lineage: Eukaryota; Viridiplantae; Streptophyta; Magnoliopsida; Solanales; Solanaceae
Product: pentatricopeptide repeat-containing protein At5g55840
Molecular function (GO): protein binding
Source: RefSeq, a predicted model, not a curated record